Molecule: messenger RNA, 177 nt
Organism: Sclerotinia sclerotiorum 1980 UF-70
Lineage: Eukaryota; Fungi; Ascomycota; Leotiomycetes; Helotiales; Sclerotiniaceae
Exons: 2
Coding region: 1-177 (58 amino acids)
Source: RefSeq, a predicted model, not a curated record
AUGGUAUCCGAAGCGCCGGGUGAUGGGAAAUGGAGUGGACUGGACUGGAUAGGAACAGACAGGCACAGGCACAGGCACAAAGGCACAGGCACAGGAACGGGAAUAGGAACGGGGAUAGAUGGGAUGAAAGUUUUGGUGGAUCAACAGAUAGAUAUACCUGAGAUCUUACCUAUCUAA